GAUGUGAGAUUGCCACAAAGUUUGAUUCCCGACACCUACAGUGUUCUCAUUCAUCCAGAUUUUAAAAACUUCACUUUCAGCGGUUGGUCAAAUAUUGAGGUGGUAGCGAGUGAAGAGACUGACUACAUCAUCAUGCACGCAAAAAAUCUUUCAAUCUCCAAUGUUAGCGUAACAGUACCAAGAAGUAAGUUGACGGUAACAAAUUGUAAAAUUUACGAAAACCUGGAGCAGUUGCAGAUAAAGCUAGAUACUUCCAUAAUGAAGCAUGACACCGUCGUCAUCAAUGUAUCGUUUAGUGGAGUUUUAAGAGAUGAUAUGUUGGGGUUUUACAAAAGUUCCUACACGAACAAGAAAAAUAAUGUCGUGAGAUAUUUAUCUGCCACACAGUUUCAACCAACUGAAGCAAGAUCAGCAUUUCCAUGUUUUGAUGAACCUCACAUGAAGGCCACCUUCAAAUUUUACAUCAUCAGACCAAAUGACUACAUCUCGUUAUUUAACACAAAAUUGAAUUCAUCGUGGAUAACAACCGGCACAGAAACGUGUGACAGCUUUGUAGCAACUCGGAAGAUGAGUACGUACAUGCUGGCCUUUGUCGUCUGCGACUUUUCCUCCAAAUCUCAAAUGAUUAAAAGUGGAGUUAAUGUUAUCUACACGCAACCAGACACUUUCAAAGAAAUGGAUCUUGCCCUUAAUACAACCAUUAGAUCGCUUCAUUAUUUUGAAAAACUCUUUGGGAUGUCAUAUCUUUACGAAAAACUGGACACCAUAGCCCUUCCUGAAAUGUAUACAGAUGGUUUGGGCAGUCGCGGUCUGAUAACGUAUCACUCAAAUUAUAUAUUCUUCAAUGAAGAUGAGAAAUCGGACCAGGAAAAAAGUUAUCUUGUUUCCUUAGUGGCCCGCGAAGUUGCUCACCAAUGGUUUGGUAACCUGGUAAUGUUGGAAUGGUGGGACGAUUUGUUGUUAAACGAAGGAUUCAUCACAUAUGUCGUGUUCGGUGUGUUUAAAGAAAUCAUUCCGGAAUGGCCUACGGCGGAAGCAUUUUCAUUUGACGUGGUGGCAUCUGCCAUGGCGGAAAACUCCUUCGACUCUUCUUCUUAUUCAGUAGUUAAUCCUGUGACCGAUCCAAGAAACUUAAAUGUCUUUGAGAAGAAAGCUUUCUACAAAAUUUGCAACGUUGCUGCCUCAUUAUUUCAAAUGUUAGAAAAUGUGAUAGGUACUGAUGUUUUCAACAAAGCCAUCCAUGACUAUCUCGUUAAGCACAUGUUUGCUACAUCUAACAGAAAUAAUCUGUGGCUAGCAUUUUCUAAGCAGGUCCCAACUGACGGUCACUCCAUUAACGUGCCGGAAAUGAUGGAGACGUGGACGCAUCAAAUAGGUUUGCCCCUGGUCACCGUCAUUAGAGAUGGACGUCACGUUACAUGUCAUCAGGAGAGAUUUUUUGUUAGAAACAUUCAAGUACGUCCCACUCACUUAACG
This is a messenger RNA of Helobdella robusta, 1476 nucleotides long. RefSeq lists its product as hypothetical. The transcript has 10 exons. NCBI's taxonomy places the organism in Eukaryota, Metazoa, Annelida, Clitellata, Rhynchobdellida, Glossiphoniidae. The annotation marks the transcript as partial. Gene Ontology annotation, biological process: proteolysis; peptide catabolic process. Gene Ontology annotation, molecular function: metalloaminopeptidase activity; zinc ion binding; peptide binding. The record is from RefSeq and is a predicted model, not a curated record. Gene Ontology annotation, cellular component: cytoplasm.